AAAAGAAAAUAAGAUAAGAGCAAACUGUCCGCAGGGACAUUUCCAGUGCGUAAGGUUGAUUGUUUGCUUCAUAUCUUGAACUACACUCGUCCAAAUAAGGCGUGUGAAUUGUAUACUAAAAUCUCUCAAGACUAGGAAUCCGUGAAGAUCUUUUUUGCAGAAAAAUGAGUUGUGUAAGGCUUCCAAAUCGUCCGAACAAAACACAACCUCGCAGAAUCGGAUUUUCCUUUCCAAAGGAACGAAUUCGCCGGAAAACACCCGUUCUAGGGACUGUUUUCGUGUUGACGUUUAGGGGUUGAGCUAGCACUGUGAGGAGGCUGCUUAACACUCAUUUUUAAGCAAGGAAUCAGUUCUUAAUCAACCUUGUCCGAAGCUUUGACCAUUGGAUCAAGAAGGAGAAAUUUAAAGCUCAUUUGAGGUUGAGGCUAGAGCUUGCUACCCGUGCUUGUUGAUCGCGCGAUCAUCUUCGAGGGAAGACUUGAAAUGGACGGUGGUGGCAAGGUUACGAGAAGGAACCCGACGGGCCGUGCACCGGUGGGGACGGGGUGAUGGAGGUCUAAUCAUAAGGAUCUCGAAAUUUCUCAAGGAGGUGAGAGAUUUGGGGUGCAAACCCUUCAAUGGAACGGGUGACAUCUCGGUCGCCGCGGAAUUGAUCAAGAUGCUGAACGAAGCAACCCUUGAUAUGCAACUCACCCCCGAGUUUAAACUCAGGGUGGUGGUGAGAUUGCUUGAAGGGAUGGCGUCCACAUGGUGGGACGGGGCCAAAGGCAAGUAUGGCAGGACCGUGACCUGGGAGAAUUUUCGACAGGAGUUCUUUGCCCAAUACUAUUCCGAUUUUGAGGUGAACGCUAAGAGGAGAGAGUAUACCCUCCUGACCCAAGGUGGCAAAAUGACGGUGAGGCAACUUGAACACAAAUUCAGGGAGCUCGCGGAGUUCAUACCGGACUAUGUAUGUGAUGAGAACCGAAUGGUUAAUCACUUUUGGGAUGCCUUAGACUUGGAGGUGCGUGAGAGGGCAACGCAAUUGCCCAACAUGACCUUCAGUCAAGUAGUUGAGAAGGGGUUGAAAGGAGAGAAGGAAUGGGGAGAAAGAAAGAUGAAAAACGCCGAGGAGGCGAAGAAGAGGAAGUGGGAGAACCAUGGACCUCAAGGUCCUAACAAAAAGGAGAAUCAUGGAGGAGGAGGAUCCUUUCGGGCACCCCCAUUAUCACCUAAGGGAAGCCAAGGCCCGGGCGGGCAAUCAUAAGCCUCGGGGGCGACUCGUUGCAG
This is a messenger RNA of Cuscuta europaea, 1269 nucleotides long. NCBI's taxonomy places the organism in Eukaryota, Viridiplantae, Streptophyta, Magnoliopsida, Solanales, Convolvulaceae. The record is from the annotation of a GenBank genome assembly.